UCCCGCUGCUCGUCCCGCCUUGACCGAUUAAUUGCCCACCAACACCGCGCGCCGCACGAGCUCGUCCCAAACACAGCUUGGACAUUGCUGAGUCGGCAAGCUAUCAGCCUAGCUCCCUUCUCUCCUCUGAACUGUCUCCUCCCGAGUACCGAGCCGCCAACAUGACGCAGUCACCCAUGAUCUCGGUGCCCCUCAAGGCAACCAACGAGAUUGACUGGGUUACCCCGCUGAAGUCGUACAUCCGGAACACAUACGGGGAUGACCCCGAACGCUAUGCCGAAGAAUGCGCCACACUGAGUCGGCUACGCCAGGAUAUGAGAGGCGCCGGCAAGGACAGCACUGCGGGGAGGGAUCUUCUAUACCGCUAUUACGGCCAGCUCGAGCUGCUUGACUUGCGCUUUCCCGUCGACGAACAGCACAUCAAGAUCUCCUUCACAUGGUUCGAUGCUUUUACCCACAAAUCCACCGCCCAGUACUCCCUUGCCUUCGAGAAGGCAUCUAUAAUAUUUAACAUUGCCGCUGUUCUGUCCUGCCAUGCCGCUCACCAGACACGCUCCGAGGAGUCCGGCCUCAAGACGGCGUACCACUCGUUCCAGGCCUCGGCUGGCAUGUUCACCUAUAUCAACGAGAACUUCCUCCAUGCGCCCUCUGUGGACCUUAGCAGAGAUACUGUCAAGACCUUGAUCCACAUCAUGCUUGCACAAGCCCAAGAAGUAUUCCUCGAGAAGCAGAUAGCCGACCAGAAAAAGGUCGGCCUGCUGGCGAAGCUAGCCAGUCAAGCCGCCUCUCUAUAUGGGCAGGCCAUUGAAGGAGUUCAGGACAAUGUCAACAAGGCCAUCUUCGAGAAAGUCUGGCUCAUGAUGGUUCAGGCAAAAUUCAAUUUGACGAGUUCCAUGGCACAAUACUAUCAAGCUCUCGCCGACGACGAUGCGAAUUCGUACGGGAUGGCCGUUGCUCGACUCCAACUGGCGGAAAGUCAGGCAAAGGAGGCGAACAGGGUAGCCAACAAUUUUCCUAGCUCUAUUCCUCCGAGCUCAAACCUGACUGCGGACUGUGCUGCUAUACUGGCGGAAAACACAAAGAGACACUUGUCGACCGUUCAAGGAAAACUCGUGGAGCUGGCCAAGGAUAACGACUACAUCUAUCACCAACCAGUACCUCCCGAGGCAAGCGUAGCACCAGUGGCUAAACUCCCAGCGGCGAAACCGAUCCCCGUAAGCGAGCUGUACGCAGGGCAGGAUAUUCAGCGCAUUACCGGUCCGGACCUGUUCGCGAAGAUUGUGCCCCUGGCUGUGACCGAGUCGGCCAGUCUCUACGACGAGGAAAAAGCGAAGCUGGUCAGGGCCGAGGCCGAGCGGGUUGACAUGGCGAACAGUGAAAUGGCCGCAAGCCUGGAUUAUCUCCGCCUGCCCGGGGCUCUGCAAGUGUUGAAGGGGGGCUCCGACCAGGACAUCCAGCCCGACGAGGAUUUCAGGACAUGGUGUGUUGACGUUGCCGACCACGAUAACCCUGCCGGCAUUUUCGACUUUCUGAAGUCUGAGAAAGACUCGAUAGUUGUGAUCCUGGAUAAGAGCACGAAGCAGCUGGAUAUGGAGGAGAGCGUCUGCGAAAAGAUGCGGUCGAAAUACGAGAGCGAAUGGGCGCAGCAGCCGAGUUCGAGACUAACCACGACCCUGCGGAGCGAUAUCCGGAAUUACAGGGAAGCGCUAGAUGAGGCCGCGAGGAGUGACGGUCAACUAGCCGCGAAAUUGCGACAAAACGACAACGAAUUCGACGAGAUGCGCUCUGCGGCGCAGCGUGGCGAGAUCGAUGAAUUAUUCCAGGGGGCCGUCAGCCGCGUCCGAGGGAAAUCGAGCAGCGUAAACAGCCCUGACGGAGAGCCACAUCUUCUGGACGCCGAUUUCGACGAUGGGCAGCCCAGCGUGGUCGAUCAGAUAGCCAAAGUGGAAGAUAUCCUCAAGAAGCUGAAUCUAAUCAAGAGGGAGAGAGUGCAAGUGCUCAAGGAUCUGAAAGACAAGGCGCACGAGGACGACAUAUCUCAAAUUCUGAUACUAAACAAGAAGUCGAUCGCAAAUUACGAACAGCAACUCUUCCAGUCGGAGCUUGAGAAAUAUCGCCCGUAUCAAAACCGCCUAGUCCAGGCAACCCACAAACAAGCAGCUCUAUUGAAAGAGUUGAGAGCGAAGCUCAACAACUUACUGCAGGACAAGCGGGUCCGCUCGGAACAGAGCAAAUACGAAUCCAUCCAGCGGCAGCGAGCCUCGGCAAUCAAUAAAUAUAAGCGGGCAUAUCAAGAGUUCCUGGACUUGCAAGCGGGCCUCCAGAGCGCGAAGCGGUGGUAUAGCGAGAUGAAGCAGACAGUGGAGAGCCUGGAGAAGAACGUCGAGACGUUUGUGAACAACAGGCGGUCCGAGGGUGCCCAGCUGCUGACCCAGAUCGAGCAAGAGAGAGCCGCUAACAAGAGCGCCCACGCGGCCUUGGAGCAAGAGCGGCUAAGGGGGCUGAUGGAGAGGAUGUCCAUGGAACCGCCCUCUGCUUCGCCAAAACCAUCCGGGUCCUCACACCCGACACCAACACCCCUGUCUUUUAACAGUCCUUCAACGACGUAUCCGAAGAUGAACUUUGCCGGCCAAUACCAAGUACCCAGCUCACCGCCGCCAAACCAGCCUAGCAACCCUCAGCCGUUCAUGCAAACGACGACCCAGGGGUACAACCAGCCUUCGUAUAACCCGAGCUCUCUCGGCCGUAUUCCCGGCCCAGCAUCUCCGCCGCCCACGCAGUCAACCUUUGGUAUCGGCACAAUGCGGCCCGGCCCUGCGUCACCCCCUCCGACGCAGACGUCCUUCUCGCAUAAUGCCCGACCCUUCAGCACGUACGGAAACCCGGCGGCCGCUCCAAUGCAGCAACAGCAGUCGCCGCCGCCGCAGCAGCAGCAGCAGCAGAAUUAUGUCCCUCCCGGAUUUGUGCCCCCUCCGCCUCCCCCUGGACCGCCCCCGCUCGGCCCACAGCAGACAUUCCAUUACAAAUCAAGCGACUACUACAACAUGAAUCCGCAUGAGAGGCCGACCUCGAGCCAGCAGCAGCAUCAGCAGCAGUCGCAGCAGCAACAGCAACAACAUGCCCAAAGUUCGGCAGACCCGUGGGCCGGACUCAAUGCAUGGAGAUGAAGGUGAUACAGAACGAUUUGAUGUGUCCGUUGCUGAGGAGUCGUGUUGCUUUGCAUGGAAAGGAGUCUGGGGCUUGAAUCUUGCAGUGGCAGAGCAUGCAAUUACAGGAGGUGAUGUCACGAAUUCGGCAGAUGGGCA
Molecule: messenger RNA, 3305 nt
Organism: Phialemonium atrogriseum
Lineage: Eukaryota; Fungi; Ascomycota; Sordariomycetes; Cephalothecales; Cephalothecaceae
Product: vacuolar protein-sorting protein bro-1
Exons: 4
Coding region: 162-3167 (1001 amino acids)
Biological process (GO): protein transport to vacuole involved in ubiquitin-dependent protein catabolic process via the multivesicular body sorting pathway
Cellular component (GO): endosome
Molecular function (GO): protein binding
Source: RefSeq, a predicted model, not a curated record